AAAUGAUUGUUUUAUUUUAACUUGCAUUUUUAGUAUUUAAAUAUUUUUUGUUUACAUAAAAUGAUGACAAUUCCUUAAUAACCUGUUAAAAAUUAAGAUGGUUUGGGUCGUUGAAGAUAUUUGCUGCUCGUUAUACAUUUCUUACAGAAAGGAGAAGUGGACGGCUUUUAAUGAAAAUGAAGGUAGUUCUUAGCCAUUUUCACCAGUGACAACAUUGGAUUAACUUAGCUCUUUAUCGUCAUGGUGAAAAAAUAAGUGAUCGGUACCAUGGAUCCGCAUCUUACGUUGCCUUCUACUUGGAAGCCUUAUCAAGAGCCAGCACAGCAAUUGUGAUUUGUUGCAUUUACAAACAGCAUACACGGACAGUAUGGGUUGUGAGGUGGUUAUUCGUUCGGCCUUACUGUAAAUUUGGCUUGUUGUAUACAAGUAAUAUACUUAAUACGCAAAGUGGACCAUUGCCUUUAGGGGUUCUUGAGAAUGGUAAUUGGAAGUUGGAGAUGCUUGACCAUCGCUUUGACCUCCAUUUAAGGCGAUCAUCUUCGACAGCAGCAACAACAGCAUUGGGUUUAAUUUGAGCAGCAAUACAUGAAACCAUUUUAUUAUAUCUUAUUCAAGUUCAUAAUUUUAUGAAGGUUUCAUUAAAAUAAGAAAAUUACUCUUUGUAUUAAUUGUCCAAUUACGUAAUAAAUUUUUCGAGAUGGCGCCCAACGUGGGGCAUAAGUAAGGUGCUGUUUUUGCUGUCUGGUUAGCUUCCGGGUUGGGGUUUCGUUUGUUUGUGGGUCCAUGGUCUAUCCUUUAAAUUUUAUUGAAAUGAGUGUAGAAUUAAAGACACGUAAAUAUAUUCGUGGCCAAGUAACGCGGUUGUUUAAUGAACAUGAUAAAUUCACGAGUAUGAAUAAAACUGAGUGCAAGGCUGUUCAAAUUAAACUGGUUUCGUACAGUGAUCAGUUGAACAGUCUUAAUACUGUAAUCCAGAAGUCCUUGUAUGGAGACGGGAAAAAUGAGGAGGAGUUCUUAUUAGAAUUGCAGUCUUGUGAUGAUUACUCAGAUAAAUUAAAUACCUGUUUUGCUGUUUUGCAAUUGAUGGAUUCUAAGCCUGAGGCCAAGGAUUCUGAGACCGCAAGAAGUCUCUUGAAGAGUCCUGUAGUUCCACUUCCGGUUUACGCUAGCACCGAAAGUGAAAAUGUUGAAAAAUUUCUUGUUGAGUUUGAAUCGGCUAUUGCCACAUAUUCUUACACUGAGAGGGAUAAACUAUUGCUUCUCAAGCAACAGGUAUCAGGCAGAGCCUCAAUUUUGCUCGAGAAUCUUGAAAUUUCAAAGCAGACUUAUACUGAUGCUAAGAAAUUGCUUAAAGAAGCACUGGCUUCUCGUUCGCUGCAGAAAUUUAAUGUAAUUAAACAAUUAAGUGAAAUGAAGCUUGAGUACGGUACUGAUCCUUUUUCCUAUAUUGGAAAAAUUACUAAUGUAACUGAAACUUUUUCUACAUUGGAAAUCAAAGUAGAUGAUAUUUUGCAGUAUUUCAUCUGGCAAGGCAUGAAUGAGUCCUUUAAAGCUCAACUUGUAAAUGUGACUAAUCAUGUACGUCCGUCACUUGAGGAGAUAAAGGAAAAAUUCUUUGAAGCAUCUGAACGUUAUAUGGACGUCACAAGAAAGUUUAAUGAAAGAGGAAAAUCUUCUACAUCACUUGCAGUUAAUGUUAAAUAUGAGGAUAAUGAAACUAACAGAAUUAGUAAUGCUGACGCCACUUCUCCGAGGAAAAAGUGCACUCUUUGCCAAGAAAACCAUGCAAGACAUAAGUGUAUAAAAUAUAAAGAACCAGAGCAUAAGCUGAGACGCUUAGCAGAACUUAAUGGUUGCAAGAAAUGUGCUAACAUUGGACAUACCACUGACAAAUGUGAUUUUGAUGAUGUACAUAAAAUUAAAACAUCUUAUGAGAAGCUGAAACACAUUAGAACUAACUUGCUGGAAAUCUAUCAUCGGGAAUUCAUGAACACUUUAAUUAAACAAGCUACUGAUAAGAAGGAUAGAUAUGCUCCUGUAAACCAUAAACAAAUCAGUAUCGGCGAUAUUGUGCUGAUUAAGGAUGAUGGAUAUAAACCUGUUAAUUAUCCUAUGGGAAUUGUCAAAGAAGUUUUCAAGAAUAUCAACGGAGAGGUAACUGCUGCUAAAGUUCUGAAGGGUAAAACCAAUGAAAUAACUAAAAGGCAUGUUACUUCUUUAAUACCACUCUUGAGGAAGGAGUCUGAUGAGGAUACUGUAGCAUCAGAUGAUGAUGAUGAGGAUGCUGUAGCAUCGAAAGAAGAGAUUCAAGGCAUGGACGUUUCUAGAAAACGUCCACGGAGAAAAGCUGCUGAGAUAUCACGGCAAAAAUUCAAAAACAUUCUAAACGAUGAUAUUUCAGACUAA
Messenger RNA from Macrobrachium nipponense, 2406 nucleotides. RefSeq lists its product as uncharacterized. The record is from RefSeq and is a predicted model, not a curated record. The coding region runs from base 784 to 2406 and encodes 540 amino acids. The transcript has 4 exons. Lineage: Eukaryota; Metazoa; Arthropoda; Malacostraca; Decapoda; Palaemonidae.